Chlamydomonas reinhardtii is the source of this 6199-nucleotide messenger RNA. RefSeq lists its product as uncharacterized. Gene Ontology annotation, biological process: NAD+ metabolic process; NADP+ biosynthetic process. Bases 61 to 5190 code for a protein of 1709 amino acids. The transcript has 11 exons. The record is from RefSeq and is a predicted model, not a curated record. Gene Ontology annotation, molecular function: NAD+ kinase activity. NCBI's taxonomy places the organism in Eukaryota, Viridiplantae, Chlorophyta, Chlorophyceae, Chlamydomonadales, Chlamydomonadaceae.
AAUAGCCAACUAUGACAGCAGCAAUGAAUCUUACACAAUAGCACUGCAAAGCCAUUGAAAAUGGCGCAGCUGCUAGAGGAGAAGGCCAGGGCAACCCUUCAAGAAUUGUUGGACGUGGUGAGCACUGCCCAGGCGGAUGCUCGUAAAUCGUCAGCCGAAGCGGAGUCUUUGAGGAUUCAGUGCGACGCAUGGCGUUCACGAGCGCAAGAGGAGCAGCGGCGGAACGUCCGGCUGCGGCGCGUGCUCGCGUCCAUCUCCAAACAGGCAGCGAGGGCGCCAGCGAUGCUGCUCAGCGGGCGAACCAGCCAGCACUCUGGGGACGAACGGCGGGCGUACCAUUUUGGCGCUGUGCUGUCGCUGGCGCUGUCACUGGCGUUCCCGCCGCCAGCAGCAGCGGCCAGCGCAGGGGCGCCGUCCUACCACCGCCGCUCGGAGCCGGUGUACAACGCCGGCGCUGCCGGCGCAACCCGCAGCGAGGCCGGCGAUGACGACCUGCCCACCCAGCGCUCCGUGUCCACCACCGGAGCUGUCGGCGACAGCGGCUCCAGCGGCUUCGGCCCCGGUGCCGCUUCCGCGGCGCCAGCGGGGCCGUCCGCCGCUGUCGCGGCAGCUGCGGCCGGCGCCGUGGCCGCGUUUGCGGCACUGGCGGGACCGCUGCCGGCCCCGCCCUCGCCCAGGCUCUCCACCGCCGCCACCACGGCCGCACUAAGCAGCCCACCGCGCAUCGGCCGCCGCGACGCCGCCGGCGUCCACCACCGCAUCAGCGCCUCAGCCUCCAGUACCAUGCUCGGUCGCGCCGCUGGUGCCGGCGCCGCCGGCGCGUCUGCCGGCGCGGCGGCCCCGGUGCUCACCGGCGCCAAUGGAGCCGGGUCCUACGCUGGCGGUGGCGGUGCUGGUGCUGGCGGCGGUGCUGGUGCUGGUGGCAAUGCGGCAGGUGGCUCUGGCGGCGCCGGCAUGGGCGGCCUACACCACGGCGCCGGGGCCCGGCUGGGCAGCAGCAGCACCAGCAGCCUCAACAGCCUCACGGGCGGGGCCGCCAGCAGCGCCGGCACAGCCAGCGGCCGCGGGCACGGCCGCGCCGGCUUCAAACUGGUGCUGCACGGCGGCAGCGACGCCUCCACCAGUCUGCGCCAGCUCACCUCCUACGGCGCCAUGUUCCCUGCCGCCGCCGUCGGAGCCGCUGGGGCCGCCAGCGGCGGCAGCAGCCUGGGCGGCAUGACAGCCGGCGCCGCCGCGUGCGCCGCCAGCGGCCUGCUGCCCAGCGACGGCGCUGGCUCCCUGGAGCCUGGGGGCGGCAGCUUCGGCGGUGGUGGCGGCGGCGGCAACGGGGUCCGUGAGAGCGCCUCGGCCAACGACCUGGAGGGCUCUGGCGGCGCCAAGGCGUCGGGGACACGUGAGCUGCGGCUGCCGUCACAGCAGCAGCAGCAGCGCUACGCACAGCAGCAACAGCAGCAGCAGCAGCAGCAGCAGCAGCAGCAGGGCUCUGGGGGCAGCGGCGGCGGGGCGAUGUCGUACGACCCUGGGGCGGCGGCGGGGCCGCUGGCUGGCGCGUCGCCGCCACUGCACCCGGUGUCGCUUCGGGCGCAUUCGCUGGGCUGCACCUCGCAUGUGGCACUGGGCACGGCCUCGUCACCCACAAUCUCGGUCACCGCGGGGGCUGGAGGACUUGAGUGGCUCCCGGACCAGCCGUCGCCGUCGCCGCACGGCCCUCCGCCGGGGCUGGGUCUCCCGGGUGAUGGACCGCCAUGGAACCCUGCGCAAGGGGCGCAAGAGGCCUCGCCUAGGGCACGGUCGGCGGUGGGACAGGCUGAGCCAGGCGAUGCUGAAGUCAUACCGCCGGCACCGGCAGCGACGGCAAGAACGGAGAUGGAGGGCAGGGCAGCGACCGGCAAGCCGGAAGCGACGGAGCGACUGGAGGCGGCACCGGCCGGCCCGACUGAGGACGCCAGCACUGCAACGGCCACGUCGGCUGACGAUGCGGCCUUGCAGCGCGCGCCUGACCAGCAGGAGCAGGAGGAGGGGCGGCAGGAGCAGGAGGCUGGCGAGGAGAGCGACCGCCUGCUGCCGCUGCUGGGGCUGUCAAGGCGGCGGCUGGCCGGAGGUACUUCGCACCAACACGUGCUGCACUCACAGCCCGCGCCGACGGCACCGUCCCCAGGGCCCAUAGCUGAGGCGGCCGGUGGCGCACGUAACCACCAGGGCCCCGCAGCCGCCGCCACCACCGCCCACGCUGCCUCCGCGCCGCCACCCACGCCCGUCGGCGCGCCGCUGCUGCCGCAGCCGCCAAUGGCUCGCACACAGAGCGCCUUCGUGUCGCCCUCCGCCUCCAGCCUCUCCCUCUCGCGGCUCAACUCGCAGCCGAUGGGCGCGGCGUCGGCCGCCGCCGGCACGCCGCUGCCCACGCCCGGCGGCGCCGCGCCGCCGCUGCCCGCCGCGUUCAGCGCCACCUACGGCACCGCGCCGGGCGCGGCGCACGUGUCCCGGCGAGAGACGAUGCCGGCCUACCUGCACAACCACCACAACCACCACCACCACCACUCCCAUGGCCACCACCCGCACCUGGGCCACAGCGGCGCGCCGCAGACGGAGGAGCUGUCCUGGCACGCGGGCUGCCUAGCGAAGCAGCUGACUAAGCUGCAAGACGACCUCAACUCCAUCCAUGCCAGCUCCAACCUCAUCCGCUGCAACCGCGCCACCUGCAACUUGUCGGGGUCCGUGGCGCCGCCAGGCUCCCCCCGCCAUGGCGGCGGCGGCGGUGGCGGCGGCGGCGGCGGCGGCUCCCUGGGCGUGGGCAGCACAGGCCCGGCGCACUUGGGCCCGUUGGCGGCGAGUCUGACGGCGGCCGGCGGGUCAGUGUCCGGACAUGGCGGGCUCACUGGAGGCGGCGGCGGCGGCGGCGGUGGCGGCGGCUCACUGGCAGGGUCGCCAGGAGCUGGGGGAGGGUUUGGCGGCACGCCGCCACAAGCAGCCGGCGGCGCGUUCUCGCCGUUUGGCGGCGGCGGCGGCGCGCCGUCGUCGGGCGGCCGGCCAGGCAGCAGCUCCUGGCGGCGUGUGAUGGGCGGCAGCGGUGACUCGGGCGGCGCAGCCGCCGGCAGUGGCGGCGGCGGGCAGGGCGGGUUGCCUGGUGUGCCGGUGAGCGUGAGCGCGCGGCAGCCGCUGUCGUCGGGACCGGUGCCCACAGUGCACAACGGGUCGGGGGCGUACGAGCAGGGGCAGGAGCAGGGGCAGGGGCAGGGGCAGGAGCCGAACGGCACCGCCAGCCCGCCACUGGGAGGCAGCGGCGAGGAUGGCGUCAUGCCGCAGUCAGAGGAAGCAGCAGCAGCGGCCGCGGCUGCGGCGGCGGCUGCAGCAGCAGCGGUGGCGGACGGCAGUGCGCGGCAUGACGCCGUCGUGGAGGCCGCCAUAUCCGCAAUGGGUCCGCCGCGCCCGCCGCCGCACCCGCCGCAGCCGCCGCCACCGCCGCCUCCACCAGCCGUGGCCAGCGCCACAGCCCGCGCGCCCUCGCCCUUUGCGCCGCCCAAACCCUCGACGGACGGCGGCGCUGCAGGCGCCGCCGCCGACGCGGCAGCGGCGGCGCAGCCGCCCUCUCCGCCUUCGUCCACCGGCACCGCUCCCGCCCCUGCCUCUGCACCCACGCCCACGCCUGGCGGCCCCAACUGCCGCACCUGCCAGGCGGCAAGCGGCGAGCCGGCCUUCGUGGCGUUGUACUGGGUCGCCAAGCCGGCGGCGGCGCUGGUGGUUGCCAAGCCGGCGCCGGCGGUGCGGCCCACCUUUUUGUCGGUGCUUUCGUGGCUUCACGCGCGCGGCGUGGCCACCUAUGUGGAGCCGUCCAUGCUCAAGGCAGGGCUGGGGCUGGCGUGCAAGCGGCCUGGCGGCAACGCCUACCGCAGCAGGGGGCUGGAGGUCGGCGGCAGCGGCAGCGGGGCGGGAGGGAGGAGGAUGGAUGUGGCGGAGCCGGCGAACCGGACGGGGAGCGUGGGCGACGUGCUCAGCCGCGCCGUCAGCGGCGGCGUUGGCCUGGGUGAGGGUGCGGACGGGCUGGCAGCAGCCGAUGGCGGCGACGAAGGCGCUGCUGUUGGUGGGGAGCGGACGGUGUCGCAGGCGCUGGCGGAGGCGGAGGCGGCGCGGGCGGCGGGCGUGGGCGUGUCGUCCAUGGACGUGGAGGAGGAGGAGGUGGUGGAGGAGGAGGACCUCAUGCCGGGCUGUAGCACAGGCGUGCCGCUGCUGCUGAGCUGGCCUUCCGUGGGAGAGGGCGACGACUGCCGCAGCCAGGGCGUGCCGAGUGACGUGGCGGCGGCGGUGGACUUUGUGGUGGUGCUGGGAGGCGACGGCACGGUGUUGUGGACCUGCCACAUCUUCGGCAACCAGUCGGUGCCGCCCGUGGUGCCCUUCAACCUGGGCAGCCUGGGCUUCCUCACGCCCUUCGACCCCGGCCACGUCGCUUCCGUGCUGCAGCACGUCAUGGAGGGCGGCUUCCCCAUCAUGCUGCGACACCGCCUGCACGCACACAUCGUGCGCGCCGCGCCGCCGCCCGGCAGCAGCAGCACCUGCGCCACCGGCGCCUGCCCCGCGCCCUCGCCCUCCCGCAAGCAGCUGUCGCUGCCGCCGCCGAGCGGCUUCGCCUCAGCCAGCGACAGCGACAGCGAACCGGGCGGUGGUGCUACAGCCGCCGGCGCUGCUGCUACUGCUACUGCCGGCUGCGUGCGGGAGUGGGUGGUGUUGAACGAGGUGGUGAUCGACCGCGGCAUCUCGCCCUUCCUCACCAACCUGGAGUGCUACUGCGACGGGUCGCUGGUCACGCACGUGCAGGGUGACGGCCUGAUCGUGGCCACGCCCACCGGCAGCACCGCCUACAACCUGGCGGCGGGCGGCAGCAUGGUGCACCCGCAGGUGCCGGGCAUCCUGUUCACGCCCAUCUGCCCGCACAGCCUGUCCUUCAGGCCGCUCAUCUUCCCAGACUACGUGCAGCUCUGCGUGCAGGUGCCGGCCAACAGCCGCGGCCAGAUGUGGUGCUCCUUUGACGGCAAGGACCGACAGGCUCUGAACGCGGGCGACGCGGUGAUGAUCCGCAUGAGCGCCUGGCCCGUGCCCACCGUGUGCUCCAGCGACGCCUCGCGCGACUGGUUCAGCGGCGUGCGCGAGGGCCUGCACUGGAACAUGCGCCGGCUGCAGGCGGGCGCGGGGCAGUAGCAGCAGAGGGCGCGGCAGUGGGCUGGAGGUACGGUGGCAGGAGCAGGGAGUGGCUGUGCAGAGGGGGGAGUGGAGAGAGGAGGGGAGCGGGUGGCAGUGGUGGCAGGUGGUGGCGGCGGUGUGUUUCGCACGUGGUGAGGGGCGGGCUGUGGGUGCGCCAGGCGCUGCUAGGCAGGAAGUCCAACAAGCAACCAGGGUUGGGCGCCUGCCGGCAGAAAAGCAAGGCUGGAGGCGCUGCAGGAGUGCGUACUGCCCGCGUCUGCAUAUUUGUAGUGUGUGCUCGCGUCCCACCUCUUUUCAAGUGCGUUUUGCUCGUGUCAGCGUUGUGUGCAAAUUGCAAUCAAUGCAACUACGCUACUCAGUAUUCACUUCUGUUGCGGGUCCUACACAUGUACGGGCCCUUGUACUAUACCGUUACUAAUCCAUCAUGGCGUAACUGACGCACUUUGCGUUAGUACGUGUCGUGGAACUGGUCUGGUUCGUCUGAGCAAGCAUGUAGGGCUUUUGCAUGUGGAGAGGCAGGACGUGUGGAAAUGUACUGCAGUCAGGUUACUGAUACGUCUGCGCUUCAUGCAUUGUGUUCAUGAUUUGCGUGAACAUUUGCCAAGUAGUCUGUCCUUUCUUUCCCUUCAUGCUAUGUUGUAUGUUGUGCUCCCAGGAUUGACACGCUCCUGCGGGCAACAGUACUCCUGCAAGACAGGCAUUGCGCUGUGCGACAUCGGCGCUCAGAUUGAGGGGAAGUUAACUUCUCCUUUGUGGCCGGUUGGCGGUUUGCUAUUGGACCCAGUUCGUGGCCAUGCCGCGCUGAGAUCUGAUGUAAUCUGGUUGAGUUGACUUGUCUUAUGCUCAAGUAAUCUUGUGCGCUAGUGGUCUGACAACAAAACGUGGCCGUGGCAUCGGCUUGCUGCUGCCUCGUAAGAGCAGCUCCGCGCGGAAAGGCGGGAGUGGGGGUGAUGCCGGGCUGUGACGGGGACCAGGGCAUGUUGGCAUGGGAAAUCAUCGGACGGGC